AUGGUUGAUAUGGAUUGUAAGAGGAAGAUGGUGUCAUCUAGCAACUCACCUAAGCUUUCUUCAAAGCUCCACGUCACUAUCCCGUCCCCGUUCAAGGUCACCGUCUCGUCUCCGAUCUCAUGCUCCGCACCCGCGGCUUGCUCCGCCUACGAGCUUUACCUCCGUCUCCCUGAGCUGAGAAAGCUCUGGUCAUCUCGUGAUUUUCCCGAAUGGACCUCCGAACCGAUUCUCAAACCGGCUCUCCAAGCCUUGGAGAUCACGUUCAGGUUGGUGUUAGCGGUUUGCUCCGACGCCAGACCGUACGUCAACCACCGCGAAUGGAACCGACGGUUGGAUUCGCUCGUCACGAACCAGAUCCAGCUCGUGGCAGCGAUCUGCGAGGAAGAUGAUGAUGAUAAUGAGGAGAAUAAACCGGGAAGUGGACCGGUUCCGGUCGGGGACGGACGGAGCACCCUCAGCUUGCUCCCGCAGCUAGCCACGUGGCGGAAAUCGGAGGCCAUAGGGAAGAAGAUCCUGUGUACGAUCGAUAACGAGAUGCGUCGGUGUAAGUACACGCUCGGACUCGGCGAACAGAACAUCGCCGGGAAAUCGAAUCUCCGGUACGACGCGAUUUGCCGACCGGACGAGCUGUACGGCCUGAGAGAUAACCCGUACGCGGAUCAUAUCGAUAACGAGGAGAAUCAAACGCUCUAUCUCCUUCAUCAGAUCCUCGAAUCGUGGAUCCACGCAUCUGGGAAUCUCCUGAAUCGGAUCGUCUCGAGCAUCGAGGAAGGGAGAUUCGGAAGCGCGUCGAGCGAUGUUUACUUGCUGGAGAGGAUCUGGAAGCUUCUAGCGGAGAUUGAAGAUCUUCACAUUUUAAUGGAUCCGGAGGAUUUUCUGAAAUUGAAGAAGCAGUUGCAGAUCAAAUCGACAGGGAAAAACGACGCGUUCUGUUUCCGAUCUAAAGGAUUAGUGGAGAUGAUGAAGAUGUCGAAGGAUUUGAGGCAGAAGGUGCCGGCGGUGCUGGCGGUUGAGGUGGAUCCCACCGGAGGACCGAGAUUGCAGGAGGCGGCGAUGAGGCUUUACGCGACGAAGAGAGAGUGCGAUAAGAUCCAUCUGCUUCAGGGGAUGCAGGCGGUGGAAGCUGCAGCGAAGAGUUUCUUCUUCUCGUAUAGGCAGCUAGUUGCGGCGAUGAUAGGAAGCGCGGAGACGAACGCGACGGCGAGUCAGGAGUCGUGUGACUCGCUGAGUCAGAUAUUUAUGGAGCCGACGUAUUUCCCGAGCCUUGACGCGGCGAAAACGUUCCUCGGAGAAUUCUGGAGUCAUUUGGGAUGA
Messenger RNA from Microthlaspi erraticum, 1314 nucleotides. Lineage: Eukaryota; Viridiplantae; Streptophyta; Magnoliopsida; Brassicales; Brassicaceae. The record is from the annotation of a GenBank genome assembly.